Molecule: messenger RNA, 1527 nt
Organism: Closterium sp. Naga37s-1
Lineage: Eukaryota; Viridiplantae; Streptophyta; Zygnematophyceae; Desmidiales; Closteriaceae
Source: the annotation of a GenBank genome assembly
AUGGGGGGAGCAACGGGGGAGGACGGGCUAAAGGAUGAAACGGCGCACGAAGCGGGGGGGAACUCAGGGAGCGGGGCGACAGCGCAUGGGGCGGGGGAGAACGCGGGGAGCGGAGCAACAGCGCACAAUGCGGGAAAGGAGGGGGGCGAGGCGGCAACAGCGCACGAGACGGGGGAGGAGCGGGGCGAGAUUGCGACAGUGCACGGGACGAUGAGGGAGGGGAUGGCGGUGCUGAUUGACGUGAACGGCGAAAAGGCGUCCUUCGCCAUGCUGCAGCGAAACAGGUGCGUCUUUCGCCAUGCUGCUGCGAAACAGGUGCGUCUUUCGCCAUGCUGCAGCGAAACAGGUGCGUCUUUCGCCAUGCUGCAGCGAAACAGGUGCGUCUUUCGCCAUGCUGCAGCGCAACAGGUGCGCCUCGCAGUUUCUCUUCCCCUCAUUCGCCGCCUCUACUGCCCCACCACACCACCCCCCAUAUUCUCUCCUCCUCCCUUUGUCCACCCUCCCCCUUUUCUUCGCUCCUUCCUCCUAACCGCACGGGUGGGCAAGCAGCAGUGCUCCCUCGCGCCCCUCAUAGGCUGCCCCUAUCGUCUAUCCCUCUUCCCCCCUUCAUCAUCUCUUCUUCCCGUGCCAACUCUUCCCCCUUUCCCCAUUCUCCCCUCCUCCCCUCCCCGCGCCCCCCUCUCCGCCCAGAACUGUGCGGGUGGGCAAGCAGCAGUGCUCCCUCGCGCCCCUCAUAGGCUGCGCCUAUCGUGUUUCCUUCGUCUCCCCUUCAUCCUCUCUUCUUCCCCUGCCAACUUUUCCCAUUUCUCCCUUCCCCCAUUCCCACCUCUCCGCCUCCCCCCUCCCCAUCCUCCCCUCCCCACCCCCCUCUCCUCCUCCCCAGCACCGUGCGAGUGGGCAAGCAGCACUGCUCCCUCGCGCCCCUCCUCAGCUGCCCCUUUUGCUUCCCCCCACUCCCCCCGCCCCUCUUCCCCUCUUCCCCCCAGCACCGACAAUCGCAAUCUGAUCGACGAUAACACGGCGCAGAAGCUAUCGGCUAAUGAGAUUGAAGCACUCAAGAGGCAAGCAGCAUCGGGCCAUGAGGUGGUGCGGGCACUGGCGGCCAACAGCGUCUCCUUCCUCUCCAAAACCGACUUCGCCCAGGAGAAGUAUCUGAGGAAGAAGCAGAAGAAGCACGCUCCCCGCCUGGUCGCCCGCUUUCCCACAGCUGACAGCGUGUGCGAAGCGUACUUCGCCAAGGCGCCUGCCAGGAUUGGUUUCCUCCGCCCUGACAGCCUGGCGAUGCUGCUAGCCAUGGCCAAUGUGGGAGCACACUCGCAGCUGCUCGUGCUGGACGGCACAGGGGGGCUCAUCACGGCUGCUGCCGCGCAGAGGAUGGGAGGCCACGGCGCCAUCUGCAGCGCCUUCUAUGCCUCGCAUGUGUCCCACGCGCCCUCCAUCGACAUCAUCCGCCAUCUCAACCUCUCGCUGCCUGCUGCCGCCAUGUAUGUCAGUGCCACCCCUCCCUCACUGCUGCCGCUGCCAUAA